GACAGCAGGUCGGUCACGUGCUGCGCGGUUGCUAGGGAUGACGCAGGGCGCACGCAAUCUUCAGACGUCCGUUGUUAAGGGAUUCGUCACGGUGACGCGACGGGUGCUGUGUCCAGGCCAGGCCGCGAGGAGGCGCCGGGGCCGGAGAGAGAAGAAGGCCCGGAGAAGGGAAGGGGGAUGUAGCGCGCAGGAGCCGCCGGCAGACGAGCUAGAGCACCAUGAGAAGAUGUGCCGUUCUUAGACCUAGAAGAUGCCCACAGGAUGCAUGUGGUGUCAUCACCAACCAUUACUGCUGGACACCCAUGAAGCUAACCGAAAGCCAUAGAGGCCCUAUUAAGAGCAGGAAGCACCAUGAAGCCUGCAUACGAACGGAGCCAGGAAUGUCUUCCACCAAAGAAACGCGAUCUGGCCCAGAGCGCUAUGAACAUAGAGGUGCAGCCCAAGGUGGAUAACUCCUCGGCUAAUGACAGCCUCACUAAUGAGACCUCAAACUGGCCUAGAGGAGUACUGGUGGCAGCUGGACAAGGACAGGGAGUUAGGUAUGAAGUGUCCGGUGAAGGGACCGAGGCUGUCACUAUGGAUCAGUAUGGAAAUCUGUACAAACUUGCUGUGCCAUCUGCUACCUUCUCCCCAUCAGGCCUUCACUCUGUGGUGAACAUGGGAUCUCUUCCUCCCUCUUUUAAUGUAGCAUCGCCAUUAAUCCAGCACUCAGGCAUCACAUAUCCACCUAUUCAUUAUACCCCCAUCUCUCACACAUCUGUGCAGUUUCUUGGUUCUCCUUAUGCCGUUCCAUAUGCUGUUCCCCCAGGGUUCCUUCAACGGGCUGUAAUAUCGCCACCUGCUACUUUGGCUGCUUCUCAUGUUCCCCACUAUGUGCCAUAUAACUCCAUCUUGUCUGAAGUUGUGACCCCUCCCCCGCAGACUCCGCCACCUCACUCUUACAGCAAAGUUACUACAGCGCAAUCUCCCUCUGUGCUUAUGGGUGUGGUACCCGUUGAUGUCACAAAGGGAAGAGUCCCUGUGUUCUAUCAGCAUUCUUCUCAAAUGUCAGCCAGUUAUCCUGUGCAUGAGAUGCUCCUGACAUGUCCUCCCAAUCCAGUCCAUAGCCCAGCCAGCCACAGUGACAAAGAAGGUUUGAUAACCUCUACCAAUGGGACUCAGAGGGGGUCUGACUGUACCUCUGGCCGGCGAGGGAGCCAGACUGUAGACAGAUAUGUGCAUAAUACAGAUGAAGAUCAUAUGAGAGGUCAAGGUGACAAUCUGUUAGACUGUGAUGCGUACUCAGGACAUGUAACACCAAGGACAGAGGUUACUAUGAUGACCCACAGGAGCACUCCUGACACAGACUUAGAAGUGCAGAGAGUGGUUGGGGGAAUGGUUUCCCAAGAGUUCUGUGCACCUUCACUUCAGAGAGUUCAGAGGAAAGACCGGAUGAGUCCGUUAAAUCUUUCCAGCAAUAUUAAACAUGACUCAAAACGAGGAAGUCGAAAUUUUCCAAGUCCAUCAAGGGGAGAGCUCAGAGGUGUGUACAAUGUACAGCACACACUCAAAUACACAGAGAAAAAUGCACUUAUAUCAAACGGAGAGUCAACGCAAGGAACAAUGAGUCCUGCAGACAGCUUAGCGUCAGCCGCUUCCCAUCAUGCCUCUAAGACCCAAGGGACAGAAUCUCCACAAGUGGUGUGUGGAGACGCCCAAUCAGACAGAGAUUCUCCACAAGCAGGUCCUGCCCAGCCUCCACCUUCUACCACACUACCCUCGCACUUCAUGAAAGGGGCCAUCAUCCAGCUGGCCACUGGAGAACUGAAGAGGGUAGAAGACCUACAGACCCAGGACUUUGUGCGCAGCGCAGAGGUAAGCGGUGGCCUUAAAAUAGAUUCCAGCACAGUGGUGGAUAUCCAGGAGAGUCAGUGGCCGGGAUUUGUGACUCUUCAUUUUGUAGUCGGAGAGCAGCAGAGUAAAGUCUGCCUGGAUGUUCCUCCUGAGCACCCAUUCUUUGUGUAUGGGCAAGGCUGGUCAUCGUGCAGCCCCUCACAGACUGCGCAUCUGUUUGCACUUCCCUGCCAUCGGCUCCAAGUGGGAGAUGUUUGUAUAUCAAUAAGCUUGCAGAGCAUAACUAAGAACGGUGCGUCACCAGCAAGCAGUGCGUCCACACAUCCGGCCCUGCCGCACCCUGUUGAAAAAGCAGUGUUACAAUCUAGGGAGUGCCCCCUGUUGUCAGAAAGAGAUAGCGGUAAGCAAAAUCAGCUUCAGAACGAUGGCAUGGUGCAGGGUUCCUAUGCCCAAGCCGUGUGCCCUCUUCCUGCAGCUCAGUCAAGCUGGUCAAACCCAGGAGUCCAAAGAUAUAGUGGGCAGAGCAUAGAAGCCCGACCCUCGCCUUCACGACACUCUUUCAUUCCGCAGGAGGUAAAGCUGUCCAUUGAGGGUCGGUCAAAUGCGGGGAAGUAAUCAAUAGAUACACAAAUGCCCCAUCUGCAAGCGGAAUAGAUUUGCACAGUUAGAGUACAGGGAUAAUCAUGGAAACUGCGGCUGGCUCCCUGCGGCUGCUGGAGAAAUAAAGUGGGAGGGUACUGUCUCUAUUGCACAGAUACUGCCUGUUGUUCAGUAAGAAAAUUAAAAGCUUUUAUUUUCUUGGUAAUCUUUUGAACUCAAUCGUACUUCUAUACAUGUAUUGUUCUCCUCCGUGCUUUAUGCCUGGUGGGGGGAAGUGUAGGAGAAGGUAAAAUCAAUAUUUUCAUCAUAGGUUGAAGAGAAGAGACAGACAUUAUUUUGGUAUGAGUCUUCCUGGCAUGCUAGGCUUCCAGAAAAUGUCCGCUGGCUCUCCAAUCUCAUUGACCACGCUCUUUAGAUUACCAUUUUUUUUUGUCUUCAGUUGUUUGGGCACAAACACCUUAACUAGUUUUGUGGUUCCAACAAGGCGUGUUGUAGCAUUGUUUUUGCACCACUGCCUACUCAGGACAUCGGACGGAAACAGACCAGCUGACAUUCCUGAGAUAGCGGCUCACCGAGAUCCAGCAGGGUUCCUGAUCACCCAAACACACCCAAAGUGCAAUAAAAGGUAUAUAUCCAGUUGUAGCAUGGACCCUGGCUCUCCUGCACGAGACGUUAGAGAUUAUAUAUAUAUAUAUAUAUAUAUAUUCUCAGAUCUGGAAUACACUUGGCGUGUAGUAGUAGUAUAAUAUUUUUUUAUUGAAAACUUUCCACACUGUUAAAUUCUGCUUUAGGAGACACCUGUACCUAUUCUGGACAUCACUGGACACUACAUUCAUCCCCCGCUCCCAUCCCCUCCCCCAUAUCUCUCUAAAAAAAGACCAGAUGAGUCACUGGAUACAUUAAUAAGACAUAUAGAUAUAUAAAUGUGUGCGCUUAAACAGGAGGGCAAAUAAUAUGGAAAAGCAGUUUCAUAUCUCUGGUGUAUUGCGCAGGGGGUGGGGCUUAUUGUAUUGCUCAGUCUUUAAGUAACGUGCAAACAGAACGAUGGAAGAGUAAAGUGAGAGGCCGUGUUCCUACUGCCUCAGACUUCAGUGUUAUAUUAUAACAGGUACUGUUUCAGAGAGACCCUUUGUGCAGUCACCUAGUGUGACUGGAAUGGGACGCGUAGGUCAUUACAUCCAGUACCCAGAACACAAGUUUGAUAUAAUUAAUCAAUAACCUAUUAUGCAUCUUACCAAGCCUUAGACAUAGGCAGGUGCUUCUACCCUAUUGUGCUACCUGAUCUUUAACAGAGCAUUAAUCUAUAUUUUGUUGUGCUUAUUUUGUAACUGUUUUAAAUAAAUCAAUUUGUACUGUAUAUUUGUAUUCCAGCUGAGAAGCAUUUUAGUUUUAUUUUAUCUCCCCCCUCCCCCCCUAUUGAAAAUCUCUGUACCUGAGCUAUACAAAGACUGUAUUUUCCUGCUAAAUCACAUUUUACAUAUGUAAGCAUUAUAUGUACCAAAAUGCCUAUAUAAACACAUAGCUCUUUUU
Molecule: messenger RNA, 3963 nt
Organism: Pseudophryne corroboree (corroboree frog)
Lineage: Eukaryota; Metazoa; Chordata; Amphibia; Anura; Myobatrachidae
Gene: ATXN1L
Product: ataxin 1 like
Exons: 2
Coding region: 352-2448 (698 amino acids)
Biological process (GO): anatomical structure development; regulation of DNA-templated transcription
Cellular component (GO): nucleus
Molecular function (GO): RNA binding; protein binding
Source: RefSeq, a predicted model, not a curated record